CGGGCUACGGCUUGUCCUCUCUACCCCAUCGGGAGGCGGAGGCCUGCCCGAUGCCUGGGCCUGCAGCGCUGAGCGCCGCGGCGGCGGUGGCACUGGUGGCCGCCCUGCUCCUGGCGCGGCGUGAGGAGGCGGGGCCGGAGACCGGCCCCAGCAAACCCAAGCUGCCGAAGCUUCGGGAAGACUUCAAGAUGCAGAAUAAAUCCGUCUUUAUCCUGGGCGCCAGCGGGGAAAGUGGCAAAGUGCUGCUAAAAGAAAUCCUGGAACAGAACCUGUUUGCCAGAGUCACUCUGAUUGGCCGGAGGAAGCUCACCUUCGAGGAAGAAGCAUAUAAAAACGUGAAUCAAGAAGUGGUGGACUUUGAAAAAUUGGAAGACUAUGCUUCUGCCUUCCAAGGUCAUGAUGUUGGAUUCUGUUGCCUGGGUACCACCAGAAGCAAAGCUGGUGCGGAGGGAUUUGUUCGUGUUGACCGAGAUUAUGUGCUGAAGUCUGCAGAGCUGGCAAAAUCUGGAGGGUGCAAACAUUUCAAUUUGCUGUCUUCUAAAGGAGCUGAUAAGUCAAGCAAUUUUUUAUAUUUACAAGUUAAGGGAGAAGUAGAAGCCAGGGUUGGAGAAUUAAAAUUUGAUCGCUACUCCAUAUUUAGACCUGGAGUUCUGUUAUGCAAUAGGCAAGAAUCUCGCCCAGGUGAAUGGUUGAUUAGGAAGUUCUUUGGCUUCUUACCAGACUCUUGGGCCAGUGGCCACUCUGUGCCUGUCUCGACUUUGGCUAGAGCAAUGCUGAACAACAUGGUGAGACCAAGUGACAAGCAGAUGGAAAUUCUGGACAACAAGGCCAUCCACGACCUGGGGAAAGCUCAUGGUGUUCUCAAGCCAUGACCACACUGGAGAAGCACUUUUGACUGCAGACCUCAACAUCUAUCACUAAAUCUAUAAUUUCAUGGCCUUGAAAGAAUUUGUGUGCUUUACCUUGGUUGUUUGACUAUUCUCAGCCACACAGAUCCAAUCAGGACAUGACUUUGCUCUAUAUUGGUGGCUUAUGGCCUGAUUAUACAUGUAGAUCACUCAGGAAGCUUUUGAAAAAUGAGAUUUAUAGGCCCUGUUUCAAAUCUUCUGAAUCGGAAUGUGGGAGAUGUGGGCAUAGGAAUCUGUGGUUUUAUUUUGCUUAAAAUUCCUCUGGUGGUUAUGGGCGACAGCUUUGAGACACUCCUCUGCAAUCACAACAGUAGUGUAACCCCUAUGUGCCAUGCAGAUGAAUGCUGUGGUAAAACUUGACAUUUUUGUUCUAAUUAAUAGCAUAUAACUGUGUAAGUGAACACUGUGCCUUUACUACUACUUUAAAUAUAUAAUAAAAAAUUAACAGUUUAUAUAGUUCAUGGGAGAAUUAAAUAGGGCAAUGAAAAUAAAUGCACAAAUCCUGGGUGCCUCUUCAAUGGUUCGAAAAUAUUAGUUGUACUAGUGGUGAUGGGCAGCUUUUCAGCCAAUGCAGUGAUAUAAUAACAGCUAUCAUUUAUCAAGUGCUGGCUAUGUUCCAGUCCUUACAUAUAUCAUCUAUGCUUUAACCUUCCAAACAAUCCUUAUAAAAUGAUAUUGUCCAUUUUAUCACCUUUUCUCCUUUUUUAAAAAUCCUUAUAUCUUAGAUGGGGAAACUGAUGCCUUAUUUAGGGAUCCAAAGCUGAAGCCCUAAAACUAGGAAAUGGCAGAGUCAGGAUUCUAACCCAGCUCAGCCUGUUAACCACUCAACAAAAGAAUCCUGUGUCUGUAUAUUUCCAGGUGGUUCCAAUGAAUUGUUAGUACAUGUCAUGGAUGAAUAAAGUUGAAAUAUUUGGGUUUC
Molecule: messenger RNA, 1827 nt
Organism: Marmota monax (woodchuck)
Lineage: Eukaryota; Metazoa; Chordata; Mammalia; Rodentia; Sciuridae
Gene: Htatip2
Product: HIV-1 Tat interactive protein 2
Exons: 6
Coding region: 51-872 (273 amino acids)
Biological process (GO): import into nucleus
Cellular component (GO): cytoplasm
Source: RefSeq, a predicted model, not a curated record